Messenger RNA from Piliocolobus tephrosceles (Ugandan red Colobus), 2471 nucleotides. RefSeq names its product N-acetylglucosamine kinase (gene NAGK). The transcript has 10 exons. Bases 1167 to 2339 code for a protein of 390 amino acids. Gene Ontology annotation, molecular function: N-acetylglucosamine kinase activity. The record is from RefSeq and is a predicted model, not a curated record. Lineage: Eukaryota; Metazoa; Chordata; Mammalia; Primates; Cercopithecidae.
CAGCUCUAAUGUGCUGUGAAUAAAAAAUGUCGUAGGUAGGCAUAAAAAAAUCCUACCCUCUUCUAUUACAUUCUCCAUCUGAUAUAGAAUAUAUGAUAUACACAUAUUCUAUAAACGAAUACAUGAUAUAGAGUCUAUCAUGUAGCGAUUUACUUUUUACUUCUGUGAAUUACAACGUGGUACGGUAGGAAAUGAGGAAGCUUAAAAAGCACAAUUUUCUCACUAAAGCAUAACCAGACAGAGCAGCGUAUUAGGGUUUCUCCACCAGAAGAUGGCAGGCAGUCAAGGGGGACAGAGUUCGACCGGCGAUAGGCCAGCUGAUUUCCCCUAAGAGAUGCCAAGGGCAGCUGACCGCCCCUCCUGGCCCGUGAAGCUGCCCCUUGCGGGCCGAGAACUGCCCAGAGGAGCCAGAGGAGGCCCUCAGGAGCCACAGCUCUCCCUGACCUGGCCUGUAUUUGCACCCCUAGGGAUCCCAUUCCCUUUCCCGACGCAGUGCAAGGAAAGGGAGCGGAAUGGGGGCUGAAAGGCAAUAAAAAACUUGUAAAGCCGUAACUGCUAGUUCUCCCAGUAGCCUAUGUCCCUGCAAACAUCCUCCACAAGAAGUAAACUGGGUGGGUAGUAAGAGGUGAAGGCUCCCUUCUCAGGGCUGCCGGGACGGCCUCGAGGGCUUGUCUCUGUUUAGGUCCCAAUUCCUCCCGGAUCCGUACACUCACACAAGCGCAGGGCAACAAUCUGAGCGAGUGUUCGUGUGUGCCCGUGUGACUCGCCAUUGCGUGGCAGAUGUUCGGUUGAACACUACAGUAAUUUAUGUAACAGGCUUAUGAGCGCAUGUCCCUGGGCCCACAGCUUCGCGGGGGUCUGGUCGAGCGUGCGUCACAAUCUACGCGGCCAAGAGCAAUGCGCACGCGCAAUAUAACGCGGGGCUGCCAGCAACUUCCGGGCGCUAUGGGGCAGGCAAGGCAGUGACGUGUCCUAACAGUCCGACGGACCUAGAUACCCAUCUUUGGUUCCUCCUCUUGGGAUUAGUGUCCAUCUCUGGAAGCACGAUCCAAGAGGACGGGAGGGGCCGCUGCGGACCGCAGUCGCGCGACCCGGAGGAGACGCCGGCCUGAGGAACUCAGCGAUCCCCGACUCCUACCGGCGCCGCGCCCCGCCCCGCCCCGCCCAUGCGCACGCGCACUGGGCGGCAGCUGGCUGCGCGGGAGCUUUCGGGACACCGGGCGGUGCCCAGCCAGCUGGAGGGAGGGAGGCGUCAGGCGGGGAGGGAAGCAAACGGCGGGACCAGCGGCGACGGUAGCAGCAGCAUGGCCGCGAUCUAUGGGGGUAUAGAGGGGGGAGGCACACGGUCCAAGGUCCUUUUAGUCUCGGAGGAUGGGAAGAUCCUGGCAGAAGCAGAUGGACUGAGCACAAACCACUGGCUGAUCGGGACAGACAAGUGUGUGGAGAGGAUCAAUGAGAUGGUGAACAGGGCCAAACGGAAAGCAGGGGUGGAUCCUCUGGUACCACUGCGAAGCUUGGGCCUAUCUCUGAGCGGUGGGGAUCAGGAGGACGCGGGGAGGAUCCUGAUCGAGGAGCUGAGGGACCGAUUUCCCUACCUGAGUGAAAGCUACUUAAUCACCACCGAUGCCGCCGGCUCCAUCGCCACAGCUACACCGGAUGGUGGAGUUGUGCUCAUAGCUGGAACAGGCUCCAACUGCAGACUUAUCAACCCUGAUGGCUCUGAGAGUGGCUGCGGUGGCUGGGGCCAUAUGAUGGGUGAUGAGGGUUCAGCCUACUGGAUCGCACACCAAGCUGUGAAAAUAGUGUUUGACUCCAUCGACAACCUAGAAGCGGCUCCUCAUGAUAUCGGCUCUGUCAAACAGGCCAUGUUCAACUAUUUCCAGGUGCCAGAUCGGCUAGGAAUACUCACUCACCUGUAUAGGGACUUUGAUAAAUGCAGGUUUGCUGGGUUUUGCCGGAAAAUUGCAGAAGGUGCUCAGCAGGGAGACCCCCUUUCCCGCUAUAUCUUCAGGAAGGCUGGGGAGAUGCUGGGCAGACACAUCGUAGCAGUGUUGCCCGAGAUUGACCCGGUCUUGUUCCAGGGCGAGAUUGGACUCCCCAUCCUGUGCGUGGGCUCCGUGUGGAAGAGCUGGGAGCUGCUGAAGGAAGGUUUUCUUUUGGCGCUGACCCAGGGCAGAGAGAUCCAGGCUCAGAACUUCUUCUCCAGCUUCACCCUGAUGAAGCUGAGGCACUCCUCCGCUCUGGGAGGGGCCAGCCUAGGGGCCAGGCACAUCGGGCACCUCUUUCCCAUGGACUAUAGCGCCAAUGCCGUUGCCUUCUAUUCCUACACCUUCUCCUAGGGGGCUGGUCCCUACUCCACCCACUCCAAGCUCAGUGGACACUGGGUCUGGAAGGAAGGAGUCUUUUGCUUCCUUUCUCCUUUUUACAAAAACAAACAUAGAAGAAAAUAAACGCACUUUAUCCACUCCCCA